Molecule: messenger RNA, 813 nt
Organism: Paramuricea clavata
Lineage: Eukaryota; Metazoa; Cnidaria; Anthozoa; Malacalcyonacea; Plexauridae
Source: the annotation of a GenBank genome assembly
AUGGACGAAGAUCAAACUAGCAGUGAGCUAAGCCAUGGAAGCGAGGCAAGACCCAAUACACCAUUUGCUGACCCUUUCGCCGAACUACACAAGAAUAAUACGAAGUAUGCGACUACAACGGAGGAUCCUGCUGUACAAUUAUGGAUACCAGAGGACAAUACGAGUGUACGAAACCAUCCUCAUCCAUUAAAACCCCAAAUAUCCUACAAACACAAAUUAAAUAAGCAAAAGACACUGCCAAAUUUGCCACCGUUAACCGAAGAACCGGGUUUAAGUUCGAAUGAAAGAACGAGUGAAAAUGAAAUUGAAAAGCAAGAAAGUGGAAGCGGUGGUAAAAAAAUAGACAACAAAUUCAAGUGUUUUAAAAAGCUUAAAAAAUCUUUACAGAAACCUAAAGAAAGCGCCGAAAAUGUGCUUACAAUUGCAAAUUGCAGUAAAAGUGUCGUAGCUUUGCCAAAAAUAGACACUUAUUGUAUAUCUUAUAUUCGCCCAUCGACAAACCACGGUUUUUCCUACGCUGUGAGCUCAAACGAGUUACUAAAAGGCAAAAACACAACCUCAGGAAAGAUUAAACGGAAAAAAACAACCUCAAAACUCAACAGCACGUCUGAAAAUGGCUUUCCACACCCGGGGAAUAUGUACCUGCUUUUUAGGGCACCGUCGCGGGCAUGCGGGCUAAAUAUUCCAGGCUUGCGGGCAAGACCAAAGGAACUGCAGCAUCUAAAAGGCGCGAAACAGCUCGAGAAAGCGAAGACGACGGUGCAGACAAAUAUUGUUAGAUUGCCUGACAUUAAUGAAGAUAUGUGGAAGUAA